AGGUCAAUUGAGCGACGGAUAAUUCGAAGUUAAGUGCGAUAAUCUUGUCAGUCGUGAUCGGUAUUUCGUAUAGUAUGUAUCGCACGCUGCAAAGAUUAUAUGAAUCAGUGAAAGAAUACCAAAAGUAUUACGUGCUUGCAUUUUCAAUUGAAAUAACGAGAAGCUAAUCAUUGAUCAUCUUCUUAAUAUAAUACAAAUAUGAGAAUUAAAACAGUUCCAAGACACAGAAUACUCCAUAAUAGUAUUAAGAUUGCAUCUGCAACAGAAAGUCCUUCAGAUGAAGAAAGUACGGAUGCUGAAAAAAAUUAUGAUUCAACGGAUGCAAUAGAUGGCCAGGAGUCAUAUCAGGCAUAUGUUCCAUCUUCAAAUAUUCUGAUUCCAAUUAUGACAUCCACUAGUUUAAGUAAUGAAAUGACUUUGCCUUCAUCCACCGAUAUUUCGCUCACUAACGAUGACAACAAUAACGUGGAGGUCAUGAAUCUGUCAACAAAGGAUGCUUCCAAUCGCGCUGAUGAUAUUGCAUCAAGUACCUCCGCCGAGCCAGAAGAUAAAUUGAAAGAUUCUUUCCUCUACAAGAUCAUGACCGAUCCAGACUUUUUGAAAAAUAUACAGAGGAACAAGCAGCCGAAGAAGUUUGUCUGUCUUUUCUGCAAGGAAGAAUUCGCGACAUAUGAGGAAUUGACAAAUCAUAUGGACGUGAAAAAGAACGAUAACAACCAGAUCGUCUGCUGCGCCUGUAAAAAGACUUUCGCCGAGAAGAGAUAUCUGAAGUAUCAUCAGAGAUGUCACUCUGAAAGGACUAAGUUCACCUGUGACAUUUGUACCAAGAAGUACACGAGGUUGGACAACUUGACGAGGCAUAACGUGCUGCAUGUGAAUCCCGACAAGUUUGCCUGUACGAUCUGCAACAAGACCUUCACGCGCAAGGAUCUGCUCAACAAGCAUCGGAAGAGUCACGAGAAGUGUAAUCUUUACUGCAUAAAAUGCGGCAAGUAUUUCAGAAGUAUUCUCACGCUGGAAAAUCACCAAUGGAUGCAUCGCGAAACAUCGAACACUUCGGCAAAUACAGUUGUUUGUAAGACUGAGAGUUUAAUCCCCGCUGAGAAUAUAAUUUGCAAAAUUGAGAAUUCAGUUUCCGCUGAGAAGGAAGUUCAUAAAACUCAGAAUUUAACUUCGGAUGAAAGUUUAGUUUGCAAAACUAAUGAUGUAAUUCGCAAAACUUAGAGAAUUUACCAUUUGAUAUUUGUUAGGUAAAAUAUAUACAUAGAUGUGUAUCUAUUAUCUGUUCACGCGCGCUACCUCAAUUUCUUAUUAUAUCUUCCGAUAAAAGAAAAAUUUUCACAAGACGAAUAUUAUAUUGAG
Molecule: messenger RNA, 1362 nt
Organism: Formica exsecta
Lineage: Eukaryota; Metazoa; Arthropoda; Insecta; Hymenoptera; Formicidae
Product: zinc finger protein 527-like
Exons: 3
Coding region: 199-1224 (341 amino acids)
Biological process (GO): regulation of transcription by RNA polymerase II
Molecular function (GO): RNA polymerase II cis-regulatory region sequence-specific DNA binding; DNA-binding transcription factor activity
Source: RefSeq, a predicted model, not a curated record